AUGUGGUACAGUAUAUUUCAAGGGAAGCUCAGCUCAGCUGACUGCUUGGCAGUCGAUGGAGCGGGGUUGCUCCAGCCAGGUAAGCGCGCAUUUAUUCGCGGCGGAAACAUGAACUUUUGGGCAACGAUUCUUCCAGUGCUUGGUACCGUUCUUAUUAUGCGGCCUGGCCAGAUGUCUAGAGAUACAUCGGCUCCUUCUGAGCGUCUCGGUAUCCGUUACAUCCGUAAAGACGCUCAUAACCUGAGAGCCAUCGACCCGUGGGCGCGGAUUCGAUAUGUCAGAUUGGCGAGCUGCGCCUAG
Messenger RNA from Blastomyces dermatitidis ER-3, 300 nucleotides. RefSeq lists its product as uncharacterized. The coding region runs from base 1 to 300 and encodes 99 amino acids. NCBI's taxonomy places the organism in Eukaryota, Fungi, Ascomycota, Eurotiomycetes, Onygenales, Ajellomycetaceae. The record is from RefSeq and is a predicted model, not a curated record. The transcript has 3 exons.